GUGUGAGGGCUCCCUCCAGUGGCUCUGGAGGUCUAUUUUCCAUGUAGUUCGGUGAGACAGCAGCUGAAUGUCUGCAGGCAGAUGCUGUCUGAUUUGAGGUUUUCACACAGGAAGCAGCAGUAGACUUAAAUCAACCUGACUUGUAGGUAUAUGGGUGUCUGGUCUUUACUGCUGAUCCAAAACUCACUUUUCUUGUUUUCAGCUGACUAAUAUAUUUAAUUUGUACACACAAGUUCACAUUUUGUCUUUAAAUAGUUGUUGUUGAGGUUCACAUCUUCCCCAUAACUACUCAACGUACCUGGUACUUUCUGAGUUUGAUGUAAUUUUUAAGUGCGACUUUGAACCCAUGACAUGUCACUCAAAAGUCUUUAAACAAGCUAAAGUAAAAAUAGCUGUGGAGUAUUACAUGCAGCUUUUACAAUGAACCUGCUAACCAAUAGUUUUGCAUCUGGGUACAGAUAAAAAUGGAAAUGCAGAAAACCCUUGAAAUGUGAAGGGGCAGGCACUUGUGCCUUUGUAAACAAUGUCAGGACUUUAUCUGCAGUGGGCUGUGAAGACCAUUUAGUUUUAACCAUUUAGUUGUAACCAUUUAGUUUUUGGUUGUUUUUUUUUUUUUUGUUGUUGCUUUUUUUUUUUAUGAAAAAGCACAAUAAAGGCACGUCGAAAUAAAAGCUGCACUUCAAAAUAUUGUGUAUCCUACUUGAGGAAAAGAAACCUAAAAGUUUAGAUGGCUCACAAAAGUAUGUAGCCUGCAGGAAACACUAAUGUCAGCAUUCCACAGUUGGAAAAGGUGGAGCAUCUGGAAAACUUUGAUGGGAUACAAGGGGGAGGUGAAAGGGAGGAGUCUAAAGUAGCACACUCUGACAGAGACAUUGAAUCAAUGUUAGCUACAUUUAUGAGCGUAAAUGUAGGCAUCUUGAAACACCAGCACUACAAUCAUUAGCUCCACACAGAAAACUAGAAAGAAGUGAGUCGUCACGAGCAGUGAAGAGCAGGAGGGGCAGGGAGGUCUGACCAAAGCACUCGGCCUCUUCCUGCUUCUCAGGAAGUUGAGGCAGAACCAGAGCGGAGGGCUGACACAGACAAGCACAUUCUCCUGUAGCCCUCCAGUUUGUCUUCUAGUCGUGCUGCGAUCAACAGGAGGAAAAAGAAGGGGGAGGGGGUUUGGGAAGAGGCGGGGCCGUGGAUGGAGCGGAGGGACGGAGCCGUCGAUUACUUUGAGUUUGUGGAAAUAGGAUGGAGGCAAGCAUUGUUUCUCAGGACGCAGGCCUCACAGCUCCUCAGACAGGAGCCCUGGAAUCGCCAUCCAUCCUGUCUUCUCCCCUCGCACCCUCUUCAAUGCCCUCACAGCCUCCAGACAGACCCUGCCGACCCAGACCGCCAACUAACACGCCAAAGUCCUCCCAGCUUCCUUCCAGACCUCCCCUGCCUGCAUCCACCCCUGCUAACCUCCCUUCUGCCUCCAUGCAUCCAGUAUCUCUGUCUUCCAACCCUCCUCCCCCAUCUCUGCCCCCCCCUCUUUCUCCCAUCGUAGUGUCCCCGUCUCCUCAGCAGUCCCUUUCAGGUCCGGUGCCUUUUGCGUCUCCUCCACUUACCUUACCACCUCCCUUAUCUCUCACAGAGUCCCCAUCUACUUGCUCCUUACAGUCUCCUCCCCCAGGCCCUGUUCUCCCUCUGUCCCCCCCAGCUCCUCCAGUGCUCAGCUCUAUAGAUAAGCUGGUUGGAAGCAUUUCUAUUUGGCAGCUUGAAGGACUCAGUCAAGAAAAAACAACUGGUAUUUUGGAAAAAGAGCCUGCAGGGAUGUUCCUGGUUCACAGCACAGAAGGACAAGCCACAAUGAUUUCUGUUCGUCUUCCGGAUGAGCAGGGAGCACCGCACGUACACAACCUGACGCUCAAGCAACACAAGAAGUUCAUCCACUUAGAGGGUUCUUCUCUGGUUUUUGAUGACAUUUGUAAACUGAUCCUCUUCUAUUGUUCCAGCAGGGACAUCUUGACAGUCUUGCUAAGAUUACCUCAGGCCGUUUCCAUGACGACUCAGAGAGAGGAGCUGCAAGUCAUCUCAGCUAUGGGUGCUGAUUUCUGGACGUCUGAGUUGAACCAAAACCUGAAGGAUCAGACAAAUGCCCUUCAGCUGAACAUGUAUCUGCAUGUGAGCCCGGUGACUGUGGAGCAGAACCUGCCCCCUGCUGCCAAAAGAGACUCUCCCACCUCCUGUCUGCAGAACGGAGAAGUCUCACAGAGCAUCAGCUCUCACGUUAACGCAGCAGCAAAAUCCAACUCCAUGGUCAAGUUCAAGCGACCCCCACCCCGACCCCCCAGCCUAGACUCAGGGAUGGGCCUUCUCUUCUCUUCUUCCUCUCUGCCGCAGAAGUCCACAUAUGCAACUCAGCAAACUGAGAAAAAGGAGGGAGGAAGAGAGCAAGUAGGCAAGGUGAAGGAGAGGAGGUCAGCCCCACCUCCGUCAAGACCUCCUGUUCCCCUGCAGGGUCGGAGUGCUCCCUGUCUGCCCCCUGCUCCUCUACAAUGUGCCCUCCCCAGAAAACAAACAGACCAGACUGAAGGAGAGAGGAUACCCAAAGAGAACAACCAAAAUCCUCCCAAUGAAAGUAAGAAAGAACUAGGAGAAGAGAGAGACGCAGUAGAGAGAGGCGGGCCUCCGACCGAAAAUACUACACAACAAGAAGGCAGUCAUUGUGAGGAGGAGGUGAACAAGGACGGAGGCAAGCAGGAGCAGGAGGGAAAGAUGGAGGAAAAAGAGGAGAAGAAAGUGAUGGAGGACAAGCAGUUAGUAAAACGGCCGAGUCGCCCUGUCCCUCCCCCGAGAACAAAAGCCAUUUCCAGCAGCUCCGUGCCGUGCUCCAGUCAGGCUGGAUGGGGAGCAGCAAGUUCUGGAAUGAAGGUUCCUCCUCCUCAGCCUGCUCGCCGCACGGACGUGUCGCUGUUCUCACCCCAGGGAGGAGCUGCAGUGGGAGCUGACCCAGACUCCUGUGAUACCAGCAGCACAGAGGAGGAAGGAGAACUCAGCCAGGAGCGGGGGCCCAACUACAAGAACCUCACAGAGAGCCACAGCCCCAAAGCUGUCCUCAGGAGAACCCCCACUACCUUCAUGCUGCACCAAGCCCGUCACCUCUCUGCAGUGGUCAGUGGACUGAUCAGUCACGACCGCCGUCUCACCAAGCGCCUUGUGGAGCUGGCCAGAGACCCCCUGAGCUACUUUGGUAACCUAGUCAAAGAGCACAGAGCUUUCACUUUGGAGACCAUGAUGAAGCACAUGACCUCCACUGAGCUGCUCCAGGAGAUCCGACAGAUGAUGACUCAGUUGAAGAAUUACCUUCUACAAAGCUCAGAGCUGCAGGCCAUGCUGGAGCCCAAUCAGUACACUCAGGACAAGCUAGAGAGUAUUGUAGAAGCUGCUCUGUGCAAAAGUGUGCUGAAGCCGCUGCGUGAGCCCAUCUACAGAACUCUGGAGAAACUUAAUGUGGAUGCCGGCUCCUUAAAGCAGCUCGCUAACAACCAGUCUGCUAUUCUUGGCAGCACCACAACAGCAUUAGGAAUAACCACCUCGGUUCCUGAGGCCCCUGCUAUGGAGAAGAUCAGCAUUAAGCUAAAUUGUCUUCAUCAGGAGUAUUCUCCUCAGAGGAAGAUCCAGUUACUGCUGAAAACCUGCAAAAUCAUCUAUGACUCCAUGUCUGUGAGCCAUCCAGGGCGGGCCCACGGUGCUGAUGACUUCCUGCCCGUCAUGAUGUAUGUCCUUGCUAGGUCCAAUUUGUCUGCCCUACAGAUGGAUGUUGAAUACAUGAUGGAGUUGAUGGACCCGACAUUAACACUUGGAGAAGGGUCCUAUUACCUGACCACCACCUAUGGGGCUCUGGAGCACAUAAAGACGUUUGACCAGCAGAGGUCAGCAACACGGCAGCUCAGCAGAGAGGUCCAAGACUCCAUCCACCGCUGGGAGAGACGGCGCACCCUCAACCAGGAACAAACCGGCCAAGGAUCUGUCCGGGAUUUUCUGACCGUGUAUUGUCCUACCAUUGGAACCAACCCCAAAACUAUGGGUAUCUUCCCCAGCAUGACCAUGCAGCAGCUAGCUGAGCAGUGUGCUACACGCUUUGAACAAGACUCCCAUAUUCUCAGUGUGUACAUGGAUGGAGUUCGGCAGCCCGUUACCCCCACAGACCUAGCUCUCAGUGUCAAACAUGGCUGCCAGCCUGGAGCCUACAGCUUCGUCUUCCAUCCUGUUCAUCAACGCUCCUGCCCAACUGACCCUCCCCCGGAUCCACCCGCAGAAAGCCUUCCCACCGCUGACAUCACAGCAAACACAGAAGAGGAAGAGAGUCUCAUUAACCUAUAACGGCCUAGCAUCAUCUUAGCAGCACAUCAAGGGGGAAUGAUGGUGCUGCCUCACAAAGAAAACCAAAGUUUUAUAUGCUUCCAGCUUAGUUCUCCUUUAAACUGGUGACCAAAAAAUCAUAACCGACAAGAAUUAAGGCCAGCAAAGGGACAGUUUAUCUUUUCUUGUUCUACAUGACAGUGAUCAGAAGGAUUUGGGUAUGUAAUAUGAAGUGUUUGUACAAAGUUUAUACUCCACAGUUAAAAAUGUUCUCAGAGAUUCCCUCCAACAGCAGUAGAGGUACUUGGUUUUCCAGACUGUAUUAACAGAAUAAAUCUAUGUUAUCAGAGUGUUUAACCUGAUCUUCAGAGGCAGUAGUGAAAGCAGGUUGAGCAUUUGAACUGUUGCUAAAACUUAAGACAGUUUUGUUAAAUGUUUGUCUAUUUUGUGCAAAUCACAUUUUCAACACAUUCUUUAUUAGUGUAUUAAAAACAGAUUUGAUCAUC
This is a messenger RNA of Oryzias melastigma (Indian medaka), 4838 nucleotides long. RefSeq names its product Ras and Rab interactor 3 (gene rin3). Lineage: Eukaryota; Metazoa; Chordata; Actinopteri; Beloniformes; Adrianichthyidae. Gene Ontology annotation, molecular function: guanyl-nucleotide exchange factor activity; small GTPase binding. Gene Ontology annotation, biological process: vesicle-mediated transport. The record is from RefSeq and is a predicted model, not a curated record. Gene Ontology annotation, cellular component: endocytic vesicle; cytosol. The transcript has 14 exons. Bases 1237 to 4353 code for a protein of 1038 amino acids.